Molecule: messenger RNA, 943 nt
Organism: Neltuma alba
Lineage: Eukaryota; Viridiplantae; Streptophyta; Magnoliopsida; Fabales; Fabaceae
Product: NDR1/HIN1-like protein 1
Exons: 1
Coding region: 56-667 (203 amino acids)
Biological process (GO): defense response to other organism
Cellular component (GO): plasmodesma; plasma membrane
Source: RefSeq, a predicted model, not a curated record
ACACUCGUCGGCCUGAAGUGAACGAUCAUCAUCCUCCACUCAAUCACAAAACAUCAUGUGGAAGCACCGCUGCUACCACGACUAUGAACGCCGCCGGCUCAUCCGCCGCAUACUCCUCGGCAUCCUGGCAUUUGUCGGCCUCGUUCUCCUCACCAUCAUCGUGAUAUUGAUCAUUUUGAGACCCACCAAACCCCGUUUCACCCUCCAGGACGCCGUCCUUUAUGCCUUCAACCUCCCACCCUCGCCCCCCGAGCUACCUCCUCCCACCCUCAACCUCACCAUGCAGGCCACUUUGUCUGCUCACAACCCCAAUGACGGAAUCGGCAUUUUCUAUCGCUCCCUCGAUGUCUACGUCUCCUACCGUGGCCAACAGGUCUCGAGGGCCGUGGUCAUCCCCCCCUCAUACCAAGACCAUCACGAUAUUACCGUCUGGUCGCCCUACUUGUACGGAAACGCCGUGCCGCUUCCGCCAUACGCGCUGGACGCUGUGCGGGAGGAGCUGAAUACUGGGGCGGUGAUGCUCAAGGUGGUGGUCGAAGGAGAAGUUAAAUGGAAGGUAGGUUCGUGGGUGUCUGGAACGUACCACCUCCACGUCAACUGUCCCGCUUACAUCAGGCUCGCCGGUGGCCACAUCAGUGGCCCGGAAAGAUGCGGUGUUGAUGUUUAAUGCACUUGAAGCGAGAGCAAAGUUAUAAUCGAACUAGCUGUUGAACGAAAACACUCUUCAUCAUCCCAUUUGUAGUCUACAAGUGAGGUUUUAGGUGGUAUAAUCAUAUAUCUCAUCUUAGGUGGUCGAUGUUUAGUUGUGUAACUGAUAAGCCAAAGCAAUUUGCAAUUAUCAUUGUUCUUGUUGUUUAGUCUUCGCAUCCUACAUCAUGCAGGCACCUCAUGUUAGGAUGUUUGAAAUGGAAUUGACGUGAUGUUCCUACUUUAGAAAAACAAA